AUGUCUCCGCCACCUUCACCGGAGUUAUCCGUCGACGUUCUAUCAACUGUGGAUCUCGACUUCCUAAAUUUCGCCGGACUGUUCAUUCUAGCGGUGACGAUCAUGUACUUCAUUUACACCUAUUACGAACAUAAAUACUGGAAUCGAAGCCGAGAUAUCGAAGGCGGAAGGUCGGCGGUAGGAUCUUCUGGAGAGGAUCGAGGAGGGGCGACGGCGGUGAUUUCGACGAGGCUGUUUCAAUACGGAGAGCGAGGAAUGGUAGGGAAAAAUGCGGAUUGUUCGAUUUGCUUAGAUGAAUUCGUAGAAGGUGAGAUUUGUCGAAUGCUUCCAAAAUGCAAACACGUUUUUCAUCGAUUUUGCAUCGAUCAAUGGCUUCCUAAUGAACGCCAUUGUCCUCUCUGUCGUUCCCCUGUUCAUGUUCGUUUCAUUUUUGCUCAUCGCUCUUGA
Molecule: messenger RNA, 447 nt
Organism: Cucurbita moschata (crookneck pumpkin)
Lineage: Eukaryota; Viridiplantae; Streptophyta; Magnoliopsida; Cucurbitales; Cucurbitaceae
Product: RING-H2 finger protein ATL39-like
Exons: 1
Coding region: 1-447 (148 amino acids)
Source: RefSeq, a predicted model, not a curated record